This is a messenger RNA of Condylostylus longicornis, 2659 nucleotides long. RefSeq names its product xenotropic and polytropic retrovirus receptor 1-like. Gene Ontology annotation, biological process: cellular response to phosphate starvation; phosphate ion transport. Lineage: Eukaryota; Metazoa; Arthropoda; Insecta; Diptera; Dolichopodidae. Gene Ontology annotation, molecular function: inositol hexakisphosphate binding. The record is from RefSeq and is a predicted model, not a curated record. Bases 430 to 2454 code for a protein of 674 amino acids. Gene Ontology annotation, cellular component: plasma membrane; Golgi apparatus; cytoplasm. The transcript has a single exon.
UUAAGUAAAGAACAUUCGUUGUGCUUGCUGGCUGUUAUUAAAACGAGUAUUAAAUGAAAAAAAAUUCGCCGUAACUCUACCUAAAUACAUUUACAAUAUUUUAUUAUUAUUGUAUUAUUAUUUUUAUUCUCCAAAUUUAACUAUGAUCACUGAUUGAAUUGAUCAGUCAGAAAGAAGUCGUUCAUUGCAAAUAACCGAUAAAAUAAUUAAUGUCGGACAAAAUAUAUUUUUUUAAUGUAAAUGCAUAUACCUAUAAACCUACUCUUCUUUUGAGCGAUGAACUAAUAAAAUAAAAUAAAAAAACACACAACAAACUGAUAAAGUUUAAGUAGGUUUCAUGUGAUAAAGUAAAAACAAAAAAAAAAUAUUUAUUUGAGUUUUACAAUAAACAAUUCAAAUAUAAUAUAAAAGUGAAAAGUAAUAAAAAAAAUGAAAUUUGCUGAGCAUUUAGCGGCACAUUUAACACCAGAAUGGCAUAAGCAAUAUAUUAAUUAUGAGGAAAUGAAAGCAAUGCUAUAUCAAGCUUCAGAGCAAGCACCAUCAGCUGAAAAUGUUGACGAUGAAAUUUUACAAAGACAUUUUGCUAAUUUCGAUGAAAAUUUUUUUCAUUUUUGUGAUCAAGAAUUGAAAAAAAUUAAUACGUUUUUUUCAGAAAAAUUAGCGGAGGCAACAAGAAAAUUUGCAACAUUAACAACAGAAUUAAGAGCAUCAAUUGAAUCAGCACAAAGGGCUAAUAAAAAAGCAAAAGAUCCAAAUAAAUUUGAGUUGCCAAGAAGGAAAAUUCAAGAAUUUAAAUUAGCAUUCAGUGAAUUUUAUUUAAGUUUAAUUUUAUUACAAAAUUAUCAAAAUUUAAAUCAUACCGGUUUCAGGAAAAUUUUAAAAAAACAUGAUAAACUUUUAAGAGUUGAUAGAGGAGAACGUUGGCGUAAAGAACAUGUUGAAACAUCUCAUUUCUUUUUAUGUAAAGAUAUUGAUAAUAUUAUAAAUGAAACAGAAAGUGUUGUAACAAAUGAACUCGAAGGUGGAGAUCGUCAAAGAGCUAUGAAAAGGCUUAGGGUACCGCCAUUAGGUGAAAAACAAAGUCCAUGGACAACAUUUAAAGUUGGAUUAUUUUCAGGAAGUUUCAUUGUGUUAUUAAUGGCUGUAGUAUUAUCUGCUAAUUUUCAAUCUUUAACAGCUGAUGAUCUUAAAUUAGCAUUGAGAUUAUAUCGUGGACCUUUACUUGUAAUUGAAUUUGUUUUUUUGAUUGGUUUAAACGUUUAUGGUUGGCGAUCGUCUGGUGUUAAUCAUGUUUUAAUUUUUGAACUUAAUCCUCGAAGUCAUCUAUCAGAACAACAUCUAAUUGAAUUAGCUGCCAUUUUUGGUGUUAUUUGGACUUUAAGUGUUUUAAGUUUUUUGUACAGUCAAAGUCUUAGUAUACCAUUGUAUGUGAAUCCAUUAAUGUUAACAAUGGUAAUGAUAAUAUUUUUAGUAAAUCCAUUUAAAGUACUUUAUUAUGAUUCACGUUGGUGGCUAUUAAGAAUAACAUGGAGAAUGGUUGCAGCUCCAUUUUAUCAUGUAAAUUUUGCUGAUUUCUGGUUGGCUGAUCAAUGGAAUUCACUAGUAAAUGGCUUAUUAGAUUUUGAAUUUUUACUUUGUUUUUAUUUAAUUAAUACAGAUUGGGUAUUUGUUCAUAAUUAUUCAUCUUGUUUGGAAAAUGAUUUUAUAAUAAGACCAAUUGUCAACUGUCUACCAGCAUGGUUUCGUUUUGCACAAUGUUUACGGCGUUAUCGCGAUACAAAAGAAGCUUUUCCACAUUUAGUUAAUGCUGGGAAAUAUUCAACAACAUUUUUAGUUGUAAUUUCAGCUACACUUCGAAGCUAUAAUGCACAGUAUUAUUCGAGUGCCUAUGAAAAUCCAUUCACUUGGAUUUGGAUACUUAUGGCAACAAUUUCAUCAACAUAUGCAUAUCUUUGGGAUAUUAAAAUGGAUUGGGGUUUAUUUGAUAAAAAUGCUGGUGAAAAUAAAUUUUUAAGAGAAAAUAUUGUUUAUAAUUCUAGCUAUUAUUAUUUUGCAAUUAUUGAAGAUUUAUUUGCAAGAUUCAUAUGGAUAAUAUCAUUUUAUUUAACAGAAAUGAAAUAUAUAACUGGUGAUGUUAUGGGAACAAUAACAUCAAUAUUAGAAGUUUUUCGACGUUUCAUAUGGAAUUUUUUCCGUUUAGAAAAUGAACAUCUUAAUAAUUGUGGUAAAUUUAGAGCAGUUAGAGAUAUUUCAAUUGCACCAAUUGAUUCAUCUGAUCAAACAAUGAUAUUAAGAAUGAUGGAUGAAGAAAAUGGUGUUAUAAAUCGUUAUACUGAUUCAAAUCGACCUAAGGUUAGAAAAACAAAAGAUCCAGAGAAAAAAAGUUUACUUGGUCAUAAAAAUCGUUUAUUAAUGGAUUUAGCUGCUGAUGUUAAUGGAUCAAAAAAUAUUUAAAAUUUUUUUAUCCAUUGUUAAAAAAAUAAAUAAUUGUAAAGUGAUAAAAAAAAACAUGAAACCGAAUGGUGCAAAGUACUUAAUUAAAAAUAAUUUUUUUUUAUUUUCUACAAAUUAUGAUGUACUAAUAAAUAUUAAAAAAUUUAAUCGAAAAUGUGCAAAAUUUUAGAAAAAAAAAAACGAAAAAUAAAAUAAAAUACACCAG